Xylona heveae TC161 is the source of this 2647-nucleotide messenger RNA. RefSeq names its product 3-isopropylmalate dehydratase. The record is from RefSeq and is a predicted model, not a curated record. Gene Ontology annotation, cellular component: 3-isopropylmalate dehydratase complex. Gene Ontology annotation, biological process: L-leucine biosynthetic process. Lineage: Eukaryota; Fungi; Ascomycota; Xylonomycetes; Xylonales; Xylonaceae. The transcript is spliced from 4 exons. Gene Ontology annotation, molecular function: 3-isopropylmalate dehydratase activity; 4 iron, 4 sulfur cluster binding. The coding region runs from base 98 to 2404 and encodes 768 amino acids.
CGAAAGACUCCUAACUUUUCUUACCUAUCCAUAAUAUUUUGUUGGCGUUCUUCGUCAAAUUGGGUCUUUAUUAUUUUGUCAGAAACCGAAGUUCAGGAUGCCGUCUGCAGAGAAAAAGCCUCAGACUCUCUAUGACAAGGUCUUCCGAGAUCACAUUGUCAAUGAGGCCGAGGAUGGAACUAUUUUGCUUUACAUUGAUCGUCAUCUCGUUCAUGAAGUUACAUCUCCACAAGCGUUUGAAGGUCUUCGGAAUGCUCAACGACCAGUUCGACGACCAGACUGCACUUUAGUCACAACAGAUCAUAAUGUGCCUACAAGCUCUCGCAAAGCAUUCAAAGAUGUUGGGACCUUUGUGCAAGAAGCCGACUCAAGGACACAAUGUCUGACCUUGGAGGAUAACGUCAAAGAGUUUGGUCUUACAUAUUUUGGUUUGGGAGACAAACGUCAGGGUAUCGUGCAUAUCAUUGGACCUGAACAGGGUUUCACUCUCCCAGGCACCACAGUUGUUUGCGGCGACAGCCACACAUCCACCCAUGGUGCAUUCGGUGCCCUUGCCUUUGGUAUUGGAACCAGUGAAGUGGAACACGUCCUCGCUACGCAAACCCUGAUUACAAAGCGCAGCAAGAACAUGCGGAUACAGGUGGAUGGCGAGCUGGCUCCAGGUGUUAGCAGCAAGGACAUCAUUCUUCACGCUAUUGGUGUGAUCGGUACCGCCGGCGGCACCGGAGCUGUUAUCGAGUUUUGCGGCUCUGCCAUUCGCGGUCUGAGCAUGGAGGCUCGCAUGUCCAUCUGCAACAUGUCAAUUGAAGCUGGUGCUCGCGCUGGCAUGAUCGCUCCUGACCAGAUCACCUUUGACUAUCUCCAAGGCCGACCUUUAGCGCCAAAAUAUGAUAGUCCCGAGUGGAAGAAGGCCGUCAAAUACUGGUCCAGCCUCAAGUCUGAUGAGGGAGCAGCCUACGAUGUCGACGUUUUCAUCGACGCAAAGGAUAUCGCACCGACCGUUACUUGGGGUACUUCUCCUCAGGAUGUGGUCCCUAUCACAGGUGUGGUACCUGGGCCUGACGAUUUCUCCGACGAAUCGAAAAAGCUUAGUUGCAAGAGAGCCCUCGAAUACAUGGGUUUGACGGCUGGCACACCGAUGCAGGACAUAGUUCUGGAUAAGGUCUUUAUUGGUUCGUGCACAAAUGCACGAAUUGAGGAUCUCCGGGCUGCUGCCCAGGUGGUGGAAGGCAGGAAGAUCGCGGCCCACAUCAAGCGUGCCAUGGUUGUUCCUGGUUCAGGUCUUGUGAAGACCCAAGCCGAGGCUGAGGGGUUGGACAAGAUCUUUGAAGACGCCGGUUUCGAAUGGAGAGAAGCCGGCUGCUCGAUGUGCCUUGGCAUGAAUCCCGAUAUCCUAUCUCCACAAGAACGCUGCGCUAGCACAUCUAAUCGGAAUUUUGAGGGUCGUCAAGGUGCUGGUGGCCGUACUCACCUCGUUUCUCCAGUUAUGGCGGCAGCUGCAGCUAUCGUUGGCAAACUUACUGAUGUCAGGAAGUUGACUAGCCAAAACCCAACUCCUGCUAAAGGCUCCCCUAGGAUUGAUAUUGCUCCAGAAGAAGAGGACCUGGAAACUGAUGCGGAUCUGGAUCGCAUCCUUGACAUGCCCGAAGACGAGGAAACUGGGAAACAUGGGCCGUCGAUUUCAUCUGCGGGCCUGCCAAAGUUCACGACCCUAAAAGGUAUUGCGGCACCUAUGGAUCGUUCAAACGUGGACACCGACGCGAUCAUUCCCAAGCAGUUUUUGAAAACGAUUAAGCGGACUGGACUGGGCUCUGCCUUGUUCAAUGAACUCCGUUACAAUCCUGACGGUUCAGAAAAGUCUGAUUUUGUCCUGAACAAGGAACCCUACCGCCAGAGUAAAAUUCUCGUCGUCACUGGCCCUAACUUUGGUUGUGGAAGCUCAAGAGAACACGCACCGUGGGCCCUUCUCGACUUCGGUAUCAAAUGCAUAAUUGCACCAAGCUAUGCAGACAUUUUCUUCAAUAACACUUUCAAGAAUGGAAUGCUCCCAAUCAUCAUUUCUGAUCAAUCGAUUUUGAAGAAGAUUGCUGCCGAAGCUGAAGCUGGCAAGGAACUGGAGAUUGACCUUCCUAACCAGCGCAUCAACGAUGCUCAGGGCAACAAGCUCACCGACUUUGAUGUGGAGGAGUUCCGCAAGCAUUGCUUGGUUAACGGCCUUGACGACAUUGGCUUGACCAUGCAACAUGAAAGCAAGAUUCGCCAAUUUGAGCGCCAGCGGACUAUUGAGACUCCAUGGCUCGAUGGUACCGGAUACCUUCGUCGCAAGGGUCCGGUCAGAGUUGAAGCUGUGCCUGUCCCAAAGACGAACCGGGGCGAGGUGAAGAACGAGCCCCUUGAGUGGUAAAGCGUGGAACCACCCAAGGAAUAUUCUAUGCAUCGAUGGGGUUUGCAGGUUGGGCUUUUCCGUUCUGGAAUAUUUGAUUCAAACAGGGAAAUUUUUUUUUCUUUAAUUUCAGGUUAUGCAGGGAUCUGACGUCUGUGGUUUUACUUCCCGGCGAUUGCGAAUUACUGGUGGAUUCUUAUGAGACUUCCUUUUACACUUGCCUUAGCAAUAAUAAUUUCAAGCACGGAGAUUUGUCAGCCAGAG